AUGAGCUCUCGCGUGCCCCACAGGCGCCUUGGAUACUCGUAUCUAACACCGCCUUACUACCACACAGACGUAGACGGCGACUCGACGAUGCACUCGUCGCCAUCGCUCGAUGACGCCGACGAGGACGUCUUCCCCGGCGACGGACCCUCGACCCCGCGCAACGCCGCCAGCUUCGCCCUGGGCCCCGCCUCGGAACUGUCGCCGCCGAAUUCGCAAGGUCGCCUCCCCGGGGAGAGCCUCUCUGCGCUCGCUGGUGGUGCGCCUGCUCCCUCGAUGAUCAAUGCAAACGGCAAACGUGCUCACCCGUCUUCAGUUGCAACUGCCGCUCCCCAAAGCGCUGGCGACAAGAAGUCGGGCCCCGUGCAGACGGAUUCUGUUACUGGAUAUCGAUGGUCGAGUGCGGAGGAUGCGCCGGGAUAUGAUUGGAAGACCAAUCGGGCGAGGGACGACGAGGCGAAGGCUUUGGACGCCGUUGUGGACAAGGGGUCCAUGAUCAAGACUCGUUACGGCGACCCUUUGAAGCCCGAGGUACCCAUGACGCUCAAGCGUUGA
Molecule: messenger RNA, 552 nt
Organism: Didymosphaeria variabile
Lineage: Eukaryota; Fungi; Ascomycota; Dothideomycetes; Pleosporales; Didymosphaeriaceae
Exons: 2
Coding region: 1-552 (183 amino acids)
Source: RefSeq, a predicted model, not a curated record